Molecule: messenger RNA, 2369 nt
Organism: Echinops telfairi (small Madagascar hedgehog)
Lineage: Eukaryota; Metazoa; Chordata; Mammalia; Afrosoricida; Tenrecidae
Gene: MSS51
Product: MSS51 mitochondrial translational activator
Exons: 6
Coding region: 149-1549 (466 amino acids)
Source: RefSeq, a predicted model, not a curated record
ACAAUAGUAAAUAAUCUUACUGAUACCCAAGACGGACCUAGAGAGACUGGACUGAGAAGUAAAAGGUUAGCUCUAAAAUGAACACAUGACAUGGGUCCACUUGGCAGAAGUCCAUCAAUAUUUGUUCUGCAGAUAGACCCCAGAUAGCAUGGCUCCACGGUCUCAACGACGAAGACACAAGAAACCCUCCUCACCAGUGGCUCCAAUGGCUGAGACCCCACCCAAGGUUAUGACCCCGCCUAAGACUGUGAACCCUGUGUCUCUGACUCUCUCAAAACCUGGCCCUAGCAUUGAUGCACUCGGCUUCUUCUCUUUGGAGAAGAAUGUUCCUGGCCUAUCCCAGCUGAUCCUCCAGAAGCUGAACAUGAAGAGCUAUGAUGACUACAAGUUGGUGAUAGACGGGGGUAUCCCCAUAUCAGGCUUUGGAUUUCGAUGUCCUCAAGAAAUGUUCCAGAGACUGGAGGACACAUUUCGAUUCUGUGCUCAAUGUAGAGCACUCCCUAGUGGCCUCUCAGGUUCAAAGGUUCUCCGGUGCUGCACAAGGUGCAGAAACGUCUAUUACUGUGGUCCAGAAUGCCAGCGAUCAGACUGGCCAGUACACAAAAGGGUCUGUCAAGAGCUGCAUCUAGUGGCUGUGGAUCAUCUUGUGGAAUGGCUUCUGGUUACAGGUGACUUUGUCCUGCCCUCAGGACCUUGGCCAUGGCCAACCAAAGUUAUCCAGGGCUGGGACACCUGGUUUUCUAUGCGAGCAUUACAGCUAGAUGCUUCACUGGAUGCUGUGCUAGGUAGCCAGGCCAUGUCCACCUUGUGGGCCAGUGUAAGACAACCAAGGCCAGCCUCUGAUGUUCUCCAGGGUUCUUUGAAACGGCUUCUGACAGAUGCCCUAUCACGACCCUUGACACUGGGCCUGGGCCUUCAGGCCUUGGGGAUAGAUGUUGGGAAGACUGGGGGAAGCACAGUGCAUGUGGUUGGUGCUUCCCAUGUGGAGACGUUCCUCCCUCGUCCUGGAGACUAUGAUGAGCUUACCUACAUGUUUCCUGGACACCUUGGCCUCCGUGUGAUCAUGGUUGGUGUAGAUGUGGCUACUGGCUUUUCACAGAGCACCUCAACUUCAUCACUGAAGCCUGGCACAAUUCAGCUUAGCAGCCACAGAGGCCUCUAUCAUGACUUCUGGGAAGAGCAGGUAGAGACUGGACAGAUAGCCCAUCCAGAUUUGGUUGUGGGAUUCCAUCCGGGUUUCCAUUCCUCUCCAGACUUGAUGGAAGCUUGGCUGCCCACCCUGCUGCUACUUCGUGAUUAUAAGAUUCCAACACUGCUCACUGUUUACAGCCAUCAGGAGUUGACAGCCUCUCUGCAGAUUUUGGUGGACCUGGGUACUCAUAUCACUGCUUACGGAGCUAACCCUUUCAAGUCCCUCAAACCUGAACAAGUCUAUUCCAACCCCAACAAGCAGCCAGUAUACUGCAAUGCCUACUAUAUCAUGUUUCUUGGAAGUUUCCACCCGCUGGAGCAGAGACAACUGGAAGAGGAAGUGGAUGGCAAGGUUUAAAUAGCUGAGCCAGAUCCUGACUGAGUGUCUGGGAAACGGGGAGAUUGUGAUGAAAUUACUCUCCUAAUGCUGCCAGGUUGUUACCAACUGUGAAACCCACUGUAUUCUAAGCCUCAUUCAUUGUCCAGGUAAAAAUUCUAAGCAGAAAGCAGCUCCUAUGGCAUGAUUUGUUGCGAUGAGAGUAAACCACAGUAGCUUGUAGGACACUAAUCUGGAUUUAAGGAAUGAGGACCUGGUAUCUAUUUUUCCGGACAUUAGUGUUCUCAGCAGUUUCUUUUGUGGGGGGGGAAAAUGUAAUUCUCAACGAACUAGUUGGCAGCCUCUUCUACAGGAGGAAAAUAAAAAAGAAAAUACAUGAUCUUUUGUAGGACACUAAUCUGGAUUUAAGGAAUGAGGACCUGGUAUCUAUUUUUCCGGACAUUAGCGUUCUCAGCAGUUUCUUUUGUGGGGGGGAAAAUGUAAUUCUCAACGAACUAGUUGGCAGCCUCUUCUACAGGAGGAAAAUAAAAAAGAAAAUACAUGAUCUUAUUCUUGAGGCGGGGGAGGUGGGGCACUAGCUUCUAGUCUAGCAAUUUGGACUGCAGACUGUCCUUGAAAUAAUUCAACAGUGACAAGUGAGAGAGGGCGUGGGGAUUGAGACGCUGGUUUCUGUUAGGGCCUUUUCACACGAAAUAGCUCAUUCCUUUGGAGUUUCUGUUUCUAGAGCAGCUUCUUGUCCCAGUGUCAUACUUAGAUGUCCUGGAAUCUAUCAUACUUUACAUGAAUUUACUGGCAUUAUUUGUUAUCACCUGUCAUAAUAAACUCAAUUUGGAACUUCCUA